Messenger RNA from Papilio xuthus (Asian swallowtail), 2667 nucleotides. RefSeq names its product ubiquitin carboxyl-terminal hydrolase nonstop (gene not). NCBI's taxonomy places the organism in Eukaryota, Metazoa, Arthropoda, Insecta, Lepidoptera, Papilionidae. Gene Ontology annotation, molecular function: cysteine-type deubiquitinase activity; zinc ion binding. The record is from RefSeq and is a predicted model, not a curated record. The transcript is spliced from 7 exons. Gene Ontology annotation, biological process: protein deubiquitination. Bases 286 to 1752 code for a protein of 488 amino acids.
GAUGAUCACAGAUUGCUUUUGCUCGCCGAUCCGCUUACCGCAGUAUCUCUUACUCCUAAUAAUUGUCGAAGAAGCGUUCCGAGGUUGGCUUGAGGGUGAGAAAAGGAACACGCCCUGUGUAGUGGUUUUUGUUAUUUUGUGAUUGUAAUUAACUUUUUAGAUUGUUUGUGAUUAUUAAACGGUGAUUUAUAAAAUGUUAAGCAUAUAUAAAGUUUUCUUUCUAGCCGAGUAGAAUUUGAACGACGUAAUUGGUGUAGCCGGCACUCCUAUUUUACAAACAAAAUAAUGAAUGACAAUGGUUGCAUUCACUUGAAUAAUUUUAAGGCCGCCAAAGGUACACAUCCUUAUAAAAUAGUCCACGCAUUUUUCGUAUCAUGCACUUCAUAUGAGGCACGGAAAUAUAAGGCGACGUCUUGUCUGUGUUUCACAUGUGGUAAAACGGGACCGCGUAUGCAUUCGUGUUUGCAUUGCAUAUUCUUCGGAUGCUACUCCGGCCACAUACAAGAUCAUUCAAAGACAAAGAAACAUUUUCUAUAUGUUGACCUGGGCUUUGGAAACAUCUUUUGUGCACAAUGCCAAGACUACAUUUAUGAUAGAGAACUGACUGAUAUUGCUGUUACAUACAAAUUGAAACAAGCAAAAUCAUUAGGAUUAAAUGUGCCAUACACACCAUGGUUACCUAACAACAAUGAGGCUAUGGCUCUACGCCGUCUCCGCAAGAGAAGACUCAUCAGCCCUCACACAACAAUAGGGCUGCGAGGACUUCAAAACCUGGGGUCUACUUGCUUCAUGAACUGCAUUGUCCAGGCACUCAUUCACACACCCUUACUGCGAGAUUACUUUCUGGCCGAGAAACACAAAUGCAAAGCGCAAAGUUCCGGCAAAUGUCUCGUGUGCGAAGUCUCCAAGUUAUUCCAGGAGUUUUAUUCUGGUGCGAAGACUCCUUUGACCCUACACAGACUGCUGCACCUGAUCUGGACGCACGCGCGGCACCUGGCAGGUUACGAGCAGCAGGACGCACACGAAUUCUUCAUCGCCACGCUUGACGUACUGCACAGACAUUGUAUGAAUGGCGUUGAAGAUAUAGAGAAGAAAGAGAACGGUCGCUGCAAUUGUAUCAUAGAUCAGAUUUUCACAGGAGGUCUGCAGAGCGAUGUGGUCUGCACAUCAUGUUCAGGCGUGUCCACCACCAUAGACCCAUUCUGGGACAUCAGUUUAGAUGUAGCCGGGCCCGGAUCACUACAGGCUUGUUUGGAACGUUUCACACGAGCGGAGCAUCUCGGUUCAGCUGCCAAGAUCAAAUGUUCAAACUGUCGAGCGUACAGAGAAUCAACCAAACAACUUACCCUAGAAACUUUACCAAUAGUUGCAAGUUUCCAUCUUAAACGCUUUGAACAUUCAUCACAGAUUGACAGGAAGAUAUCUGCUUUCAUAUCGUUUCCAGCUGAGCUGGAUAUGACUCCAUUUAUGUCGUCACAUCGUCGUGCGGUAGAUAUGGCCGGUGCUGAUAAUAAUAAUGCCCCUCAAGGCAUCUUUGAAGAUAAUCGAUAUUCAUUGUUCGCUGUAGUGAAUCAUUUGGGUUCUCUGGAUGCGGGACAUUACACCGCUUAUGUGCGUCAGAUGAAAGGCAGCUGGUUCAAAUGCGAUGACCAUAUGAUCACAAGAGCUUCGCUACGAGAAGUGUUAGAUAGUGAAGGGUAUCUUCUCUUCUAUCAUAAAACCGUCCUGGAAUAUGAAUGUGAUGUGUCAUAAAUUAGAAAUCUUCUAAAUUUAUGGAACUCACGUUUAUUUGGAAACAGUUUACGAAUGUAAGCGAUCGUUAGAGCCGCGUCUGAUGAAAUAACUUGACGUACUGGUUAACCAGUGAUUCCUAAAUAUCACUUUGAAAUAGUGAUGAUAUUGAAUUAACAAUAAUCAAAAUUGCUCCUGAAAUAAAGGAGUUGUGUUUGAGGACUUAGCGCUAAGCUUUAAUAUCAUAAAUUAUGUCUAAAUAUUGUAUACAUCUUGUAUAAUGACUGAUGUAAUUCUCAAAAUCUCAAUGUUACGCGUCUUGUUGCGUUUACGCUGAUUGUAUUUUAAAUUUAUUUUGACAUCAUAAUUUAUUGUAAAAUUAAAAUUAUGGCUGACAUUUUAUUUGUUGAAUAUUAUGAAAUCGUAUUAAAUCCAAUUAUAAAUAUGAAAAAUAACAAAAAAAUAAGUAUUUAAUACAUAAUGAUUGUGUAAUUUUUCAAUAUUGUAUAUUUAAUGAACAAAAUCUUGAAUCUACCUCGCCGAUUAUCUCUUGCAUUUGACUUAAACGUAUACUUUGGUUGGAUUAUUUGUGAGUAUGGCUUUAUAAUUUGCUUUCUUCCCAAGUUUUAUAAAAUGUAAUAUUAUAGUAGUGUGUUAAAUGCUGAAAUAUUAAAUGUUCUCGGAUAUUUCUUGCAUAUUCAGUGUUAAAUAAUGAAUUAAAAUAAACAUGUUAUAAACCAAAGUCGGCAAGACUUGUAUAAAACGAUCAAUUUAGAUGGCCCCUGCGCGUCAUUAUCGUAUCCUUGUUCAUAUUGUAUGACUGAUCUAGCUUAAUGUGAUAUUUAAUAUUUAUGUGUGUAUAAAUUCAAUUGAAAUGAGAAAUUAUCAAAAAAGAACUAAACAGUUUUACCUUUAGAAGAAUCUAAUCACUGACUA